CUUCUUCCCCUUUUCAUCGUGUUUGUUGGAGCUUGGUAAGCUGUCGCUGUAUUCGCGUUUUCUCUAGAAAUUAUAUGUAGAAUCAAAUCUACGCAAUACAACGAAACGCAUUGUAAGUGAUCGUGUCACGAGUUCAAGUUUUUCACGAAGAAAAAGAAGAAUAGCAAAAAAUUGGGCACAAUUUCUAGUUCGCUGGCUGCUGUACACGGCUCAGCAGCUGAGGUUGGUGUGCGAACGUGCGUGUGUGUGUGCGUGUGUAUGUGACAAUGUGCAAUGGUGGCCGUGCAAACUUCUCGGAGGAAAAAGAACGCUGUUGAGAGGGUUGGAUUUUGUACGAGCACCACGCAUCUGAAUGACGACGUGCGCUAUUCCGGUUUUGUGUUUUGUGUGAGAUGCUAGGUUAUGCGAAAGUCCUGAAAUCCGCAGCACGAGCUUUUUAAUACGACUGGCAGUGAUCGAUAUUUUUUGUUGCAAAAAUACCGCAUAGGUAGAAGAUAAGGCGGCAGCGCCUGCUGGCCCCUUUCUCUAUACAUCAUCCGCACAUUGGAAGUUUCCAAGAAGCGAUUUGACAAGUGGUGGCGACAUCCAUAUCCUGCACGCUCACAAUCCUAGCUUAUCGGCAGCGGCAAGCAGUGGCAAUAGUCGAACUCUGUGCAUCUAACCAUAGGAAGAUAACCAUCGUUUGCUUAGAUGAUUAGAGCGGGCAAAAAGCUGAGAAAAGUGUAGAGUUCUUGUUGUCGUUACUAUUGUUAUUACUUGAGUGCGCUUUUGCUCGCUUCUAUCAGAUCAUACGAUGAGUCCAGCCAGUCGCACUGUUCCUGUGAGAUGUGCGCUCUAGGUAGUGGUGUUUUUGUAGGUGAAAAGAAGAAAAAAACCGCACUGUCCCGAAAUGAAUGCCGUAUUUCAAGUGUUAGGUUUGGCGUGUUGAAGCAACAUUGAGGUUUUCCUUUUGCAGUUAAAACAAAAAAGAAAAUACUGUCAAAAUUCUUAUAUGUGCGUGUUUUACCCCGUGGGUGGUUCUGUGUAUGAUGGUCAGAAAAUUUUAACCAUAGUCGGAAGCGGGUCGACCUUGCAGGUGGUGUGUAGAAAAGUGAGCUGUCACACUCACCCGUGCUUAUCGCCGAGAGUGUUUCUUGGUAAUACGUUUGGACAGUGAGAUGUAGUGCCUUUUUCUUGUCGAUGGUCCAUACGAAAAAGUGCAAUUUUUAGCAGGCAGUGAAAUUAUUUGUCUAACUGUACUCGACUCACGAAGCGGAUGCCAGUCUCGGCAUUUAUGUGAUGCGGUAACAAAUGCUCGAUCGCUGGUUAAUUGUGACCUAGUUGUUUUCGUUGGUAUUAUUAAAGUGAAUAAAACACAAGUGCGCAAUAUUGUUGGAAAGGUACACAACACCAUUCAAUCAGGAGGAGACUCCUGCAUUCCUUACAUCGCCGUUACAGCCCAUUUGCCGAAGUGUUGUGUGGUAGCUUCAAAGCUGUGAUUAUUGAAAAGAUUUGCGUUCUUCCGAAGCAGGAGAAGUGUGCAUAAGGAAAAAAAUAGUGUCUUGUGAUUCUGUUGAACUAACCAAACGCCGUGUAAAGAAAGAGUUUAUUUUUGUAUGAAGUCUAUCCCUGGUAGUGGUUGCGACUGGAUUUGACAUGGCCGGUAAUGGCGAAACAUCGUGGUGCUUUUCACAGAUAAAGGGUGCCCUGGAUGAUGAUGUUACCGAGGCCGACAUCAUUUCCUGCGUCGAGUUUAAUCACGAUGGUGAACUUUUGGCCACUGGUGAUAAAGGAGGCAGGGUUGUUAUAUUCCAGAGAGACCCAUCGUCGAAGGCUUCAACACCGCGGCGUGGUGAAUACAAUGUGUAUUCAACAUUUCAAUCGCAUGAACCUGAAUUCGAUUACUUAAAGUCGCUCGAGAUUGAGGAAAAAAUUAACAAAAUCAGAUGGCUGAGGCGCAAGAAUCAGUCACACUUUCUGCUCUCGACCAACGACAAAACGAUCAAGCUGUGGAAGGUGUCGGAGCGCGAUAAGCGAGUGGAGGGAUACAACACACGGGAGGACAAUGGCAGCAUUCGCGAUCCGGCCUCGAUCAAUUCGCUGAGAGUGCCAUCGAUCAAGCCGAUGGAUCUGAUGGUGGAGGCAUCGCCACGUCGCAUUUUUGCGAACGCCCAUACCUACCACAUUAACUCGAUCUCGGUGAACUCGGAUCAGGAGACGUACCUGUCGGCGGAUGAUCUACGGAUCAACUUGUGGCAUCUAGAGAUUACCGACCAGAGCUUCAAUAUCGUCGACAUCAAACCGGCGAAUAUGGAGGAGCUGACUGAGGUGAUCACGGCGGCCGAAUUCCACCCGACCGAGUGCAACGUGUUCGUCUACUCGAGCAGCAAGGGUACAAUUAGGUUAUGUGAUAUGCGCUCUUCGGCAUUGUGCGAUCGGCAUGCAAAGCUGUUCGAGGAACCGGAAGAUGUGGACACAACGAACAAGAGUUUUUUCCGCGAAAUCAUAAGUUCGAUUAGCGAUGUGAAGCUGAGCAACUCUGGACGCUACAUGAUCUCGAGGGACUAUCUGAGUAUUAAGGUGUGGGACCUGCACAUGGAAACUAAACCUAUUGAAACGUAUCCGGUACAUGAAUACCUCCGCACGAAGCUGUGUUCGCUAUACGAGAACGACUGUAUCUUCGACAAGUUCGAAUGUUGCUGGAACGGUAACGAUUCCGCCAUUAUGACUGGCAGUUACAACAAUUUCUUCCGCAUUUUUGAUCGGAACACGAACAAGGACGUGACGCUCGAGGCGUCUCGCGACAUCAUCAAACCGAAGACAGUGUUGAAACCGCGCAAAGUGUGUACCGGUGGCAAGCGGAAAAAGGACGAAAUCAGCGUUGACUGUUUGGCCUUCAACAAGCGAAUUCUGCACACUGCUUGGCAUCCGCUCGAAAACAUCAUCGCCGUGGCCGCCACCAAUAAUUUAUUCAUUUUUCAGGAUAAGUUUUAGCCAAUAGUAAUAGUAGUAGUGAGGAUAAUUAAAUAUUAUUCUAAUUGUAAUGAUUACGAUUAUUAUUGAUAGAGUUUCCUGGGCAUACACAUACGGCGGAACAAAGGAAGGUUAGGGUGGAAACAUAACGGUGAAUGCAGAAGCGAAGCGCGCAUAAUAUUUUCGAUGUUCUGGCAGGUAUGAAAAGAAAGGGAUUGUAAGAAAGCCAAGGGUGUAAGGCAAAAAAACACAUUUCAGAACAUAAAAUGGUUACGUCUGUGGACAUCAUCACAAAUGGACGCAAGCAAAAAAAAAAAAAUACAAUCAGCAGGCUGGAAACUGGCCAGAAAUAGCGAGUGUGCUUGCGUGUGUGUAGUAGCAUGGCUAAAAUAGUACAGCAGACAAACCUCGAAGAGGAGGAGGGUGUCGUAUGCCGUUUGCAGACCGCAAGAUAGAUAGGACAGAAAUGUGUCUUUGCAUUGCCCAUAUUGUUUAAGAGAACUUGUGUAAAUGCAUUUGAACAGUUUUUUUUUUGCAGUGUUCUUAUUCUACACGCAAUUGAAACCAUGCUUCACCUUUACCUAUGUGCGCGGUCAAAUCCUGUACGCUUUCCAGCUUAAUUCACAUUUUCAUAGAACCACCAUCGAGCGUGGAAUCGAGAUGAUGCGUAACAUCGGGAAAAUUUUGUUACACUUUUGCCUCCUGUUUGCUCGUUGUUGUUCAUCCUAACAGCAAAAGCAGGUAGCUUGAUUUGUUUGGCGACUGUCCCCAGGCCUAGGUUCCCAGGAAACGUACGAAGAAAGAGCAAUCCGAUCGUUAUAUCCACCCCAACAAUAGAUUCAGGAGUGUAGCUUCAGCGACUGGCGGGCACUAUAUACAAAAGAACAAUAAUUGCUGAAACGCCAUGUGCACAUGUGUUUGAUGCGUUUGCGGGUAUGAUGUCGUAUGAAUGGGCAAGAGUAGUGUGUGAGUAGUGAGUGAGAGAAAAUUGGGUGUGUGCGAUGAUGUAGUUUGUAUGUGGGGGCAGUGUGUGCGUGUGUGUGAGUGUGUACGCGUGUGCAGGGCGCAGAAGGAAGAGGCAGCACUGCGUGUGCUUCGAAUGAUAGGAUAUGAUGCAAAUGGAAAUACAUCGUUAAUUCUAGAUACUAGUGAAAAUAAAUCAGUUAGGGUGCGGCGAGGUGUUUGCGGAAAAUGGUGAAUGAGAAAAUGAAUUGCAACAAAAACAUAGGUGUAAAAAAACGAAUCGUAAUACAUUGGCUUUGGUGGUGAUACCGUGUGCAGCUCGGUCACAAUGAAAACGAGGAACAGAAAAGAGACACAGAGGACCGAAAUUUGCACGCAGUGAAAAGGUAUCAGGAAGAACAAGUGCAAGCUUCAGAAAUUGGGAAAAGAGAACCCAUCAACCAUGCGAAAGAUGAAUCGCUAGCGUCAAAAUUAAUGGCUAGAGAUUGUUGUGCUAAGCAUUUCUUACAAGAGGUGAAAUAAUUUACAAUUAUAACCUCCUUGCUUUUCAGUUCAUGAAGCACUAUCGUUAAAGAUGAUAACAGCAAAAAACAAACACGGAGGCGUACACGCAGACACACCAAUCGAUACAAAAUCGUUCCCUUAGCGUAUUUAUACAUCAAACAUCGCAAAUGAACAAAAUCAACGCAUCAAAAAGAAGGUACAUUUAGAGAGUUUAAUCAACAAAAAACAUAUAUCGCAGCUCAAUAAUGGUUAACAGUAACAAGAAACCCGUGUAGGCCCUUUUUGUACUCAGUUCAAUAUAGCACAGACCACAAAAACUGCAGAGAAAGAUACACUACUCACUAUUGGGUUGCAAUUUGAGUGCAUGCUUUUGGGGGUUUUGUUUAUCCAUAGAUAUCCAAAAGAGCGUGGGUUUUGUUGUGUGUAUGAACCCCAGUUUCAAACAACAGCAAAGAAGAUGGUGUUGCAUUUGUUCCUGCUAUCUCCACUUAUUCGGCUAUUCCAACUGCACUUCAUUCAGCCAACAAACCGAAAGAGUAAGGGCAGAGACAUUUUUCUAUUUUCCGAUUAUUGUUACUACUAUAAGGCGAUGUGUUGCUGUAGCUUCCGCAUCAUAUAUGAGAGUGUAAUUGAAACUUAACAUAUAUUUUUUUACUGUUUAUUUUAUUGUUUGCAUUUAAGCUGUGGCAUGGCUGAAGCUUGAGGAAAAAGGAAAAGCAAGGAAGCAUAGCAGGUGGGGUGUCAGAGAUGAACGACAAACAGCAAAUCGAAAAUAUACACUCACUGCACUUAAUAACGACGCAUUAAAGGAGAUAAAGCUAACGUGGAGAGGUUAAAGCAAAUGAAUAAAAUUAAAAUAUUAAGCUAAGAGAACGUGUAAGCAGAAGAAGAAAACAACAAGCAGCGGUGAGGAGGAAAGGCAAGAUAAUAGCGUGUAAAGGAAAGGAAGGGAUGUGGAAGACAAAUAGCAAGCAAUCGGACUAACUUGGAAAAAGGGCUGUCCAGAGACGCGCCAGACUGUCGUGUGCGUGCGUGUGUGUGGUGUAUGAUGGUUGCAGUAGUUGUUUGUCGCACGAUCGUCGUUGUCUGUCGAUCGUGUGUCAUGUGAAUUCCGUUUUGGAUUUUCGCCGUUGUUUUGCGUUUCAAUGAUUGCGCUCUGCAUGUGUGUAUGUGUGUCAGCGAGGUUGGCGCAAAUAGUAGAACGGGUUGGUUAAAUGCAGCUUACACGCAGAAGGACCAUUGUCGAGGGAGAGUUGCAAACGCAAAUUGAUUCUUUCGGCAAAAUACGUACGUGUUAUGUGUUUGUGUAGGCGGUUUUAAAAACAAUUCCUUGCAGAACCUUUUUUUUAUUACUUUUAUAUUAAGCUAGAUUUUUAUCCCCAAUGUAAAGUGGUUGCUGUCUUUGUUUGGAUUUGUUUUAUUUUAUUCUCAGUUUGCCGCCCCCAUCCCCCAUUUUUUGUUUUGGAGAAAUUGGCAAAAAUAAUUCGCUAACAAUAGAAUGAGUAAGGGGCAGAAAUGAACACUCCCAUGCCUUGUGAAAAGACAUAACGCCCGUUUAACUCACAGACAGACAGAAAGAUAUACGGACAACCAGAGAGGGCGGCGCAUACACGAUGGUAUUGUGUAAAAACAAAAAAAAUGCGGUACAGAAUUGCUUGUUGUGUAUGAUGGCAUGUGAUACUCGUGUUUACUUCGUCCUCGUACGAACGGAAAAGACUAGACAAAAAUAUAUGUAGGGAAGCGGGGAGGGAACGAGAGGGGAUACUAACGAUGGGGCGCAAGAAUAGCGCAUCGGCAGAGAACGCAACAAACACACAAAGGUCGGCAAAGUAGCGCAAGUAUGCAAAGGUAUAGCGCACAGCAGAGCAAUGAGCGCGCCGGAAGGAAGAAACAGGAGGAGAGGAGGCACACGGUUUAUUAAAUCCAUGAAACGAAGCAGCAUAAGCGAAACAACAAAAAUCAAAUGAAAUAAAACAAUGAAUAAACCACACAAAA
Anopheles gambiae (African malaria mosquito) is the source of this 6414-nucleotide messenger RNA. It is a transcript of the gene tws, whose product is annotated as protein phosphatase PP2A 55 kDa regulatory subunit. Bases 1636 to 2973 code for a protein of 445 amino acids. Gene Ontology annotation, cellular component: cytosol; protein phosphatase type 2A complex. The record is from RefSeq and is a predicted model, not a curated record. Gene Ontology annotation, molecular function: protein binding; protein phosphatase regulator activity. Gene Ontology annotation, biological process: peptidyl-serine dephosphorylation. Lineage: Eukaryota; Metazoa; Arthropoda; Insecta; Diptera; Culicidae. The transcript has 5 exons.